AUGGCCUGCGAACCCCAGAGCUGGCAUUCUCUCCCUCCCUACCAGAGUCCCGACGCCGACGGCUUCGACAAGAAGCUCCGAGGCGCAUGCCAUUGCGGGACCAUCGUCUACUGGCUUAGCCGCGACAAGCCCCUCGCUUCCAAGUUCUGCCACUGCCAAGACUGCAGGACCCUUCACGGCGCCCCUUUUCAAUGGGCCGCCAUUUUCCACAAGUCGGACAUGGCCUUUGAGACGGGCACUCGUGGCCUGCGCUUCUACAACUCGGCCACCCGCCGUGCCGAGCACGCUCUGCCGUGCAAGGUCACCUGUGCCAACUGCGGCACUCUCAUCAUGGACGAGGGCAGGAACAUGGUGCUGCUCUUCCCGACCUUGCUGGCCUUGAGUACCCAAGAGCAGCGGCAGAACUUUCAAGUCCAGUGUCAUCUCUUUUAUCCGCAGCGCGUCGUCGAUAUCCCAGACAGCCUACCCAAGUGGGAGGGUCUGGAUCACCAGUCGCGCCUCCUGCCACAAGACUCAGGUGCCGGACGAGUCUUCAGCUAA
Messenger RNA from Hirsutella rhossiliensis, 540 nucleotides. RefSeq names its product glutathione-dependent formaldehyde-activating enzyme domain-containing protein. Gene Ontology annotation, molecular function: carbon-sulfur lyase activity. The coding region runs from base 1 to 540 and encodes 179 amino acids. The record is from RefSeq and is a predicted model, not a curated record. The transcript is spliced from 3 exons. Lineage: Eukaryota; Fungi; Ascomycota; Sordariomycetes; Hypocreales; Ophiocordycipitaceae.